Danaus plexippus (monarch butterfly) is the source of this 1397-nucleotide messenger RNA. RefSeq lists its product as uncharacterized. Gene Ontology annotation, cellular component: cytoplasm. The transcript has a single exon. Lineage: Eukaryota; Metazoa; Arthropoda; Insecta; Lepidoptera; Nymphalidae. The record is from RefSeq and is a predicted model, not a curated record. The coding region runs from base 325 to 1305 and encodes 326 amino acids.
AAAGAAAAUUAAGCUGAAAAAUAGAAGUGCUUAACAAAUUGUGGUGGAAUUUUGGAGACCAAGUGCAGUUUUUGUUAAAGUAAUGUCCAAGCAACAUUACUUUAAAUAUUCAUAAUAAUCCGCACAGUCGUUUUUGUGUUGAAGUGUGACAAACAUCCGUACAAACAUUCACGUACAAAAUAUUAAGAGGCUCACAUCGUCUGAGCAAGACGACAGUGUCUGACCAAGCAGCUCGCCUCGUCACAGAUAAGUCUUAAAGAGUCGUUCGCGCGUUCAAUUGAUUCAGUAGGACUCGCGGCUUCACACAAGACACUUGACGUUAAAAUGUCUCAGACAAGUGGCAGCACGGACAUCAAAGCAUCGGCCUUAGAGCUGAUCGGCAACACUCCACUCGUAGCGCUGGACAGGCUCUGGCCUGGACCUGGAAGGAUCCUGGCCAAAUGUGAGUUUAUGAAUCCUGGAGCGUCCAUCAAAUGCCGGUCGUCGCUUCACAUGAUCACUAAGGCCUUGGAGUCUGGAGCUUUGAAGCCGGGGGAACCUGUCCUGGAAAUCACCUCCGGGAAUCAGGGAUGUGGUCUGGCGGUGGUGUGCGCGGUGCUGGGACAUCCUUUGACCGUGACCAUGUCUGCUGGGAACAGCGUGCAGAGAGCGAUACACAUGGAGGCUCUCGGAGCCAGGUGUGUCAGGGUUCCGCAAGUAGAAGGCACAUACGGUAAUGUGACAUUAUCUGAUGUCAAAGCAGCGGAGGAGAAAGGUUUGAAGCUGGUGGAAGAGACUGGCGCGUACUACGUCAACCAGUUCAACAAUGAUAUGAACUCUCGAGCUCAUUACGAAACAACGGGCCCAGAGAUCUGGAGACAGACUGGCCAGCGAGUCGACGCGUUCGUCGCCACAGUCGGCACAGCAGGAACCUUCGCUGGGACCUCCAGAUAUCUCAAGGAAAAGGAUCCGAGUAUUGUUUGUGUGGUCGUGGAACCAGAAGGGUCUGAGCCCAUCAAAGGCUGCGAAGUAACGAAGCCAUUGCAUUUACUCCAGGGUUCGGGUUAUGGAUGUGUUCCAAAUUUGUUCAACUAUGAACACCUGGACGACACCAUAAGCGUCAGUGACGAGGAAGUCCUGGAAUACAAGAGGCUGAUCGGAGAAAAAGAAGGUCUGUUCGUGGGCUACACGAGUGCAGCAAAUGUCCUGGCUGCGGCGAAGCUGCUGAAGUCUGGAAAGUUGAAGGAGGACGCCUGGGUGGUGACCUUGCUCAAUGACACAGGCCUGAAGUACACCCCGGUGCCAUCAGAGAUCACCAAAGCGUAAUCUCCAAGCAUUACAUCAUUAUCUUCUUUUAUUCAUUGUCUUUUGUAAUGUACAAUAACUUCUUUAUGACAAAUAAUGAGAUCUAAGACUUU